ACAAGAGUCAACAUGCAAGAAAAAAGAAGUCAAUCACUGUGUGGAAUGUAAUUGCAAUUGCCCAAUGGAGUUCAAAGAGGGGCGUCAAGCAGUUGACUUGGGUAUUUGCUUUUGGUUCUCUGCUUAGGAAAUGAAGAAACCCUUUUAAAACCAUCGGAGGAGCGUGUGAAUUGUGAAACCAAUUGGUACUUUGAGAAGGUGAAGGAGAAGGAAAUGGACAUACAGCAGUCAUGGAGGGUGAGAUUGUCCUUCAAGAACGCGACGAUUGUCUUGACAAUAUUCAAUGUGAUCACUGCCCUUUUCUUGCUCCAGGGCUUUCUCUCCUCUGCCUCUUACAGCAACAACAGACUCUUAUCUAACCAAUUUAAUUCAGUUCAGCUGAGGUACAUCAAGGAGUCUGAAGAAAUACGCCUUGCCAGGCAACCUUGGGCACUGAUAAAAAGAGUGAAGGAAAUUGAACAGGAAGCAUAUGCAGAACCAGAAGUAGUACAACAGAAAGAUACAAAGCAAACUGCUGCUGUUGAUCUUUCUAAAAGAUUAAAGGAUUUGCGUUCUAUUAAUGAUGCUGCCAGCUUGAAAGCUCUGGAGGAAUGGCGUAAAAGAAAGAUGGAACGAGCCAGACUACGGGAACGGGAGAAGAAUGGAACAGGGACCUCUCAAGCUUGAUGACCUUCCACAAUUGGUUGUUCCAAUAAUUAUGUGGACUUCAAACCUUCUGCUCCAUAAAAGUUAUUUCAAAAUGUAUACGUGUAUAUAUUGCAACCAUAAUUCCAUGAAAAAUAGAGCACUUGUAUUUGCCAUCUCACAGAUCAUUUUAUUAUUAUUAUUUUUAUUAUUGCAAAAA
This is a messenger RNA of Hevea brasiliensis (rubber tree), 844 nucleotides long. RefSeq lists its product as uncharacterized. The transcript has 4 exons. Bases 214 to 666 code for a protein of 150 amino acids. The record is from RefSeq and is a predicted model, not a curated record. NCBI's taxonomy places the organism in Eukaryota, Viridiplantae, Streptophyta, Magnoliopsida, Malpighiales, Euphorbiaceae.